UGACAAAACCUCAGCUGAGGAGUGGAGGAACCAAAAAGAUCAUUAAGAGCCAAGAGGAGAAAAAGGUUGAAGGGGAAGACUUGGUGUCCACCCUCCAUUCAUCCCUCCAUCCCUCCAUCCAUCCCUCCUCCCCUUGUUUCCCACCUGUGAGGAUUAAUUGGGCCGGAGCAGCAUGGCGCAAGCCGCCUCGCAGCUGAAGAAAAGGGCGACGGAGAACAUCAAUGCUGUGGAGGACGAGAAGGAGAAGAAGAGGGCGGCGAGGAAGCGUGCUCGCGAAGCAAAGAGAAAGACGGAUGUAAAUGCCUGUUAUCUGCGAUCAGCUCGGGCCGGGAACCUGGAGAAAGCUUUGGACUACCUGAAGAAUGGAGUCGACAUCAACAUAUGCAAUCAGAACGGCCUGAACGCUCUUCAUCUGGCCUCUAAGGAGGGACACGUGGAGGUGGUGGCUGAACUCAUCAAGAAGGGCGCCAACGUGGACGCAUCAACCAAGAAAGGAAACACAGCGCUGCACAUAGCUUCUCUGGCCGGACAGACGGACGUGGUGAAGGAGCUGGUGACUCACGGAGCCAACGUCAAUGCACAGUCUCAGAAUGGCUUCACUCCGCUCUACAUGGCGGCGCAGGAGAACCACAUGGUCGUGGUCCAGUACUUGUUGGACCACGGCUCCAGUCAGAGCAUCGCCACCGAGGACGGGUUCACCCCCCUGGCGGUGGCACUGCAGCAGGGCCACGACCAGGUGGUUUCCCUCCUGCUGGAGAACGACACCAAGGGGAAGGUCCGCCUCCCGGCGCUGCACAUCGCCGCUCGGAAGGACGACACCAAGGCCGCCGCCCUCCUCCUCCAGAGCGACCACAACGCCGACGUGGAGUCCAAGAUGAUGGUGAAUAGAACAACAGAGAGCGGCUUCACUCCUCUUCACAUCGCGGCUCACUACGGUAACAUCAACGUAGCAACGCUGCUGCUGAACCGGGGAGCCGCUGUGGACUUCAAGGCGAGGAACGACAUCACGCCGAUGCACGUGGCGUCCAAACGAGGGAACGGCAACAUGGUGCGGCUGCUGCUGGAGAGGGGCUCCAAGAUAGAUGCACGGACCAAGGACGGUCUGACUCCUCUUCACUGUGGAGCCAGGAGUGGUCACGAGCAGGUGGUGGAGAUGCUGCUGGACAGAGGAGCUCCGAUACUGUCAAAGACCAAGAACGGGUUGUCUCCUCUCCACAUGGCGACUCAGGGCGACCACCUGAACUGCGUCCAGCUGCUGCUGCACCACGAGGUGCCGGUGGACGACGUGACCAACGACUACCUGACCGCGCUGCACGUGGCGGCCCACUGCGGACACUACAAGGUGGCAAAGGUCAUCGUGGACAAGAAGGCCAACCCCAACGCCAAGGCUCUGAAUGGUUUCACCCCGCUGCACAUCGCCUGUAAGAAGAACCGAGUCAAGGUGAUGGAGCUGCUUCUGAAGCAUGGAGCAUCCAUCCAGGCCGUCACAGAGUCGGGUCUGACUCCGAUCCACGUCGCUGCAUUUAUGGGACAUGAAAACAUCGUCCACCAGCUGAUCAACCACGGAGCUUCACCGAACACAAGCAAUGUGAGGGGGGAGACGGCACUCCACAUGGCGGCGAGGGCGGGACAAUCAAGCGUGGUUCGAUACCUGGUCCAGAACGGAGCUCGAGUGGACGCCAAGGCCAAGGACGACCAGACGCCGCUGCACAUCUCGAGCCGCCUCGGCAAACAGGACAUCAUCCUCCAGCUGCUCGCCAACGGAGCGCACCCGGACGCCACCACCAGCUCCGGGUACACACCUCUGCACCUGGCCGCCCGGGAGGGACACCGGGACGUGGCCGCCACGCUGCUGGAUCAGGGAGCGAGUCAGGGCGUCACUACCAAGAAAGGCUUCACUCCUUUACAUGUGGCAGCAAAGUACGGGAAGAUCGAGGUCGCCAACCUGCUGCUGCAGAAGAGCGCUCCGGCCGACGCAGCUGGGAAGAGUGGACUAACUCCACUGCAUGUGGCAGCGCACUACGAUAACCAGAAGGUGGCGCUGCUCCUGCUCAACCAGGGAGCCUCACCGCACGCUGCUGCAAAGAACGGUUACACGCCGCUCCACAUCGCGGCGAAGAAGAACCAGAUGGAGAUCACCACCACGCUGCUGGAGUACGGCGCCUCCACCAACACGGUGACUCGUCAGGGAAUCACUCCGCUGCACCUCGCGGCGCAGGAAGGAAACGUGGACAUCGUGACGCUGCUGCUGGCUCGAGACGCUCCGAUCGACACGGGCAACAAGUCUGGUCUGACUCCGCUCCACCUGGCGGCUCAGGAGGAUAAAGUCAACGUGGCCGAGGUCUUAGUCAACCAGGGAGCAACUGUUGACCCUGAGACCAAGCUGGGAUACACUCCUCUGCAUGUGGCCUGCCACUAUGGGAACGUGAAGAUGGUCAACUUCCUGCUGAAAAACCAGGCGAAGGUCAACGCCAAGACCAAGAACGGUUACUCUCCUCUGCACCAGGCUGCACAGCAGGGACACACACACAUCAUCAACUUACUGCUGCAUCACGGAGCAUCGCCCAACGAGCUCACCACUAAUGGAAACAGUGCUCUGUCCAUCGCCCGGAGGCUCGGCUACAUCUCUGUGGUGGACACACUCAAAGUGGUCACAGAGGAAACUCUGACCACUCAGACGGUGACGGAGAAGCACCGGAUGAACGUUCCAGAGACGAUGAACGAGGUGCUGGACAUGUCCGACGAUGAAGUCCGUAAAGCCAAUGUCCCCGAAAUGAUCACAGAGGACUAUUUAUCUGAUGUGGAAGAAGAGAUGGAUGUUGGAAACAUCUGCAUCAGCUAUUCCUGUGACGAUGCCAUGACGGGGGACACAGAUAAAUAUCUGGCCCCCCAGGACCUGCGGGAGCUGGGGGACGACUCGCUCCCUCAGGAGGGCUACAUGGGCUUCAGCGUCGGGGCCCGGUCGCAGAGUCCCAAAGUCAGCCUGCGUUCCUUCAGUUCUGAUAGGUCCAACACGCUGAACCGCAGCUCCUUCACCCGGGACAGCAUGAUGAUCGAGGAGAUGCUGGCGCCCAAUAAGGAGAUGAUGCUCCGUAAGGAAAAGUCUUUCUUUCUAGAGCAGCACAACAAGCACUUGGCGGUGGCCAAAGACUUUGACAGCGACUCUCUGAGGAGGUACAGCUGGACAGGAGACGCUCUGGACAACGUCAACCUUGUCUCCUCGCCGAUACACUCUGGUUUUUCCUCUCCGCUCCCGCAAUACGACAGCAGGUUCCUGGUCAGCUUCAUGGUCGACGCCAGGGGCGGCUCCAUGAGGGGAAGUCGCCACAACGGCAUGCGCAUCAUCAUCCCGCCGAGGAAGUGCACGGCGCCCACCAGGAUCACGUGUCGGCUGGUGAAGAGGCACAAGCUGGCGUCGCCUCCUCCGAUGGUGGAAGGAGAAGGCCUGGCCAGCCGAUUGGUCGAGGUCGGUCCGGCCGGAGCUCAGUUCCUCGGGCCAGUGAUAGUGGAGAUCCCUCACUUUGGCUCGAUGCGGGGCACGGAGCGAGAGCUGAUCCUGCUGCGCAGCGAGAACGGAGAAACCUGGAAGGAGCAUCUGUACGACUGUAAGAACGACGACCUCAACCAGCUGCUGAACGGGAUGGAUGAAGAGCUGGACAGUGCUGAUGAGCUGGAGAGGAAGAGGAUAUGCCGCAUUGUCACUAAGGACUUCCCCCAGUACUUUGCCGUGGUGUCUCGGAUCAGACAGGAGACCAUUCACAUGGGACCAGAGGGCGGGACGCUGUGCAGCCGGAGCGUCCCAUUGGUUCAGGCCUCCUUUCCUGAGGGGGCGCUAACCAAGAAGAUCAAAGUUGGACUGCAGGCUCAACCGGUCCCCGAUGAGACCGUCAAGAAAAUCCUCGGUAACAGAGCAACCUUCAGUCCUAUCGUUACCGUGGAGCCCAGGAGACGGAAGUUCCACAAACCAAUCACCAUGACAAUCCCAGUCCCGCCCCUCUCGGGGGAGGGGCUUUCCAACGGCUACAAGGGAGACUCCACCCCCUGCCUUCGCCUUCUCUGCAGCAUUACAGGUGGAACGUCCCCGGCACAGUGGGAAGACAUCACCGGCACAACUCCUCUCACCUUCAUCAGUGACUGCGUCUCCUUCACCACCAAUGUUUCUGCCAGGUUCUGGUUGGCCGACUGUCACCAGAUCCCGGAGACGGUGGGUUUGGCCAUGCAGCUGUACAGGGAGCUGAUCUGCGUGCCCUACAUGGCCAAGUUCGUAGUGUUCGCUAAGAUGAACGACCCGGUGGAGUCCAGACUGAGGUGCUUCUGCAUGACGGACGACAAGGUGGAUAAGACCCUGGAGCAGCAGGAGAACUUCGAGGAGGUGGCCAGGAGCAAAGACAUAGAGGUUCUGGAGGGCAGGCCCAUCUACGUGGACUGCUACGGAAACUUGUCUCCUCUGACUAAGUCUGGUCAGCAGCUAGUUCUCAACUUCUACGCCUUCAAGGAGAACCGGUUGCCCUUCUGCGUCAAGGUGAGGGACCCGAGCCAGGAGCCCUGCGGUCGUCUCACUUUCCUCAAAGAGUGUAAGAGCAUGAAAGGUCUCCCGCAGACGGCCGUGUGCAACCUGAACAUCACGCUUCCCGCGAUGAAGAAGGAAAUGGAGUCAGAUGCCGAGGAUGAGACUGAAAAGCCAGAGCGACGUCAUACCUUUGCAUCUCUAGCCUUACGUAAGCGCUACAGCUAUCUGGCCGAGCCUGCACUGAGCCCUCAGAGUCCCUGUGAGAGGACAGACCUCCGCAUGGCCAUAGUGGCCGACCACCUCGGACUCAGCUGGACCGAGCUGGCCAGGGAGAUGGAAUUCCCUGUGGAUGAAAUCAACUACAUCAGAGUGGAAAACCCCAAUUCCCUGACAGCGCAGAGUUUCAUGCUCCUAAAGAAAUGGGUGCACAGGGAUGGUAAAAAUGCCACAACGGACGCUUUAACUGCGGUGCUGACUAAGAUCAAUCGGUUGGAUAUUGUGACUUUGCUGGAAGGGCCCAUAUUUGACUACGGUAACAUUUCAGGCACACGCUGCUUUGCCGAUGAUAACGCAGUAUUCCCGGAUCAGUCCGAUGGGUACCACAAUAUAGAUCUGGAGCUGCAAACCCCCACAGACCUGACCUACCAGCCCCCCACCCCGCUGCACUCAGAAGGCUUCUUUAGCGAAGGUGAAUUUAGCGUAGAUUCCCCUAGCAAGACCACGCUCACUAGACCUAGCGACCUCUCGCUCACACAGACCACCAGUACCUCCAGCAGCACCCCCCCGACCAUCUGUGCCCCGGAGCCCCCCAUCGUUGGGGAAGAAGACACGACCCUGACCGCUAGAGAAAGCCUGGAAGAGACGACGGGAGUGGCUUCUUAUGAGAGGCCAGGUAAUGACAGAAGAACAGUAGAGAAAUCAGGAACAGGGGCGGAGGCAGGGCGAGAUGUUGCUUUGGAGGGACACCAAGAAGCAGGGGCUGCCUCAGACACUCUUUUCGGAAAUGGACGGCAGGAUGAAGAGGAAGAAGAGGAGGAGAUGACCCAGGAGAGGCUGCAGAGUCUGCUGGAGGACAUAAAGCUGGAGGGAGGCCUGGAGGACGAGGAGAUGACGGAGGAGAGGGUGAACGCCAUCCUGGAACAAGUGCGGCAAGCAGAAAAAGUUGUGUGUUCAGUUCCAGGUUGGAGAGGAGAGACGUCCGACGCAGCCGCAGAGUCAUCAGCACCUCAGGGACCCGAGGGGGGGAGCCCUGACAGUCUGGCAGAUUCACUGGAGCAGCCGCCGCCUCCGACCUCCAGACUGAACGGAGGUCACAGUGACGUAGCUCAGGAGAAGGAGGCCAAGAGGAAGGAGGACAGCAGCACCGCGGGACCAAGCAGAGGACGGGACGAGGCCGGAGACAGGUCCCAGCACAAAGUCCAGGGGAGUGUCAGAGCUGAGGAGUCCAGCUCUGACGAGGAGACCACUGUCACCACCCGGGUGUUCCGCAGACGGGUCAUCCUCAAGGGAGAGGAGGCCAGAAACAUUCCUGGAGAGUCUGUGACGGAGGAGCAGUUCACAGAUGAAGACGGGAAUCUGGUCACCAGAAAAGUGAUCAGAAAGGUUGUGCGUCGCGUGGUCACCUCAGAGGAAAGAGAAGCUGCUGGUGGUGGUGGUGCUGCUGGUGGUAGUGCUGCUGGUGGUGGUGUUACUGGUGUAACAACAGGUGGAGCAGACGCUGCUUCUCCUCCUCCUGGAGCAGGAGCCUCGGGGGGGAAGGGCAAGAAGAGAGGGAAACGCUCCAGACAGGGUCACAAGGCGGAGAGGUCUGGAGAGGAGGCCCAGAGAGGGAAACCCGAGUCUGGAAACGGCAGCAACAAGAAACAAGGGAAGAAGAGCCAGUCAUAACGGCGGAGCUCUGACCCGAACCUGGUCCACGGACGUCCACCUGGGACACCACUCUCGCCCUUCGGAGGAGAAACGGACUCAAGUCCCUGAAAAACAAAGACGACGCCUUGUCAAUCAGCCAAAUCACGUGUCUGACGCCCCCCCCCCCCCCCCCCCUCCGACGCAUGGUCUUCUUCCACGAGACGACUCAAACAACAAAGUUACUUUCCUUUGAUUUCGCAUGAGCAUGUCACCGAACUCACUCUCUCACUGUCCCGGAGGCGACGCCCGAGGACUCCUGAGCUGGAAACUUUCUUACGUCGACGGGGAAACUAAAAGAAAAGGAAGACGUGCGAUUCACUCUCUCUCUCUCUCUCUCUCUCUCUCUCUCUCUCAGACACUCGCCUUAUAUGGUCUAUUUUCUCCUCCUGGACCCCCCCCCCCCCGUGUUGGGCUGUACCAAGUUGUUCUUUUAAAAAAAAAAAUCAAAAAGAAAUAUAAUAGUAAAUGGCGGAGGGGGGGGGGGGGAUUUUGUUGUAUAUAAAUGACACUGUAUAAAAAAUCUUUUAAAAAAAAGUUAAUCAGUAGCUUCACAGAUUGUUUAUGCACUGAUUUGAGUUGAAGCUUCGCAGAGUGGAUGCGUUUGUACCGAGGUCGCCGGCGUGAGACCUGACGUGCUCUUCUCCCAAAGGAAACCAGUAAACAAAACUCUGUGGGAAACAAAUGGGACAAUAACAACAAAAAAAACCUGCUUGAUUUCAAACGGACGUUUCUUUAAACAGCUUCUCAAAUGAUGAUGUUGCUGCAUGUGACGUCGGGUUCCUUUCACGCUUUUACUUUCACGUUUCUGCCCUAAUUCAACGCACUGUAAUAGGAUCUGGUAAUUCUGUCACAAUAACUCAACCACCUGUCAUCUAUUACUGUUUUUUAUUUUUUAUAACACACACAGACACACACACACUCCGCACUCAAGCAGCAAAAUAACAAAGCUUCAUUUGUACGCUUCAGCAAGUUACUGAGUGUCCCUGAACGUAACCUGCACUCCGCUCAAUCCCGCUCGCAGCCCCCCCCCCCCGGUGUGUGUGUGACAUUAAAUAAAACCUCUUCCUGUGUCUCGUCUAUCAAACUAGAUGUGAGAGUGUCGGCUUUUUUACGUCUGCUGUGGGUUUUUUAACAAGGGGACUGUUUUAUUUUGACGGUUUGAUGAUUUCUAUCUUUAUUUCCUUUUACAGACUAGAACAGAGGAUUGGAUUUUUUUUGCCCCAGCUGAUUCUUUUUAUUAACGACUAAAAUCACCACAAAAUAAAUCAGUGAUGAUCAAACAUUUAAAAUAUCAGAUUUUCUGUAAUUCUGUAAAUUUUAUUUUUCAUUUUGUCUUUUUUUUUCAUACAAAGCCACCGUAAGAAUCCAUUGUUGAUGAUAAAUCUGGUACCGACAUGUAUGAUGAACCGACAUAGCUUACACUGGAUGAUCCAAGUAAUUAUUUAAGCAGAAAAAUAAAUUGUGUUUAAACUA
Platichthys flesus (European flounder) is the source of this 7891-nucleotide messenger RNA. Its product is annotated as ankyrin-3-like. The transcript has 51 exons. Gene Ontology annotation, biological process: protein localization to T-tubule; signal transduction; regulation of cardiac muscle contraction. NCBI's taxonomy places the organism in Eukaryota, Metazoa, Chordata, Actinopteri, Pleuronectiformes, Pleuronectidae. The record is from RefSeq and is a predicted model, not a curated record. Gene Ontology annotation, molecular function: protein binding. The coding region runs from base 173 to 6397 and encodes 2074 amino acids. Gene Ontology annotation, cellular component: T-tubule.